Messenger RNA from Naegleria lovaniensis, 567 nucleotides. RefSeq lists its product as uncharacterized. NCBI's taxonomy places the organism in Eukaryota, Heterolobosea, Eutetramitea, Acrasida, Naegleriidae. The coding region runs from base 1 to 567 and encodes 188 amino acids. The record is from RefSeq and is a predicted model, not a curated record. The transcript has a single exon.
AUGUUGUCCAAGCUGAAUCGUCAACCUUCUAGAUUACCAUUCGUUGUACAAUCUUUAAAGAACAACAACAACAAACUAUUACAACAUCUCAACUCGAAAUCCAUCCUAGUGAUGGGAUCUUCUCAAGUGGUUCAAACUCGAAACCUUCAACUGAAAACUCCUCUUCAUAUCGGUUUCUUUGAUGAUGUUGCUGGUACUUAUAAAACUCUUCAUAAUCCUUUCCAUUUGAGAUUCAAACUCUCCAUGAAACCUUGGGAGUUUAGAACAGGAUAUUUCUUCUGGUAUUUGAAUUUUGGAGGAAUUCUUAUCCUUUCGGCAGUGUUGGCCGUGUCCAUGUUCUUUGUCUUUUAUUAUGGAUUUUACUUUUUAUAUGCCAAUGUAGGAAUUAAUGGUUUGAGAAGAUUCUACAAUCCUCAUCCCUUCUUGGAGGUUAGAAACGGAAAGGAUUUGGCUGAGACGUAUGAUCCUCUUGGAAAGUUGUAUGUGUAUUUGAGUCCUUUCAGAGGUGAGGAUAAGACCUUGGUGUUCUAUCGAGAAUUAGAGGCAGCUGCCAAACGAAGACUUUAA